UGUUCGACGCGGGUGAGACAAGCAGUUUCCAAGACCGGGCUGAUUGGUGCCCUGCUCAAGCUGGUCCAACAGCCAUCCGAGAAACAAGCUUGUUAUGAGCCUCCCAAUCCGUCAUCGCCUCCAGACCCAUCCAACGCCAACGAUACGCAUGACGGCGGGCACAGCGCGAGUCAACGGGCGACACACAAGGCAGAGGUGUUGGCGAGCAACAUGCUGGUCAGACUAGCAACUCAGAUGGAGUGGGAGAGCGACAAGACUCCUUUGUUCGAUGAAGUUGCGGGAAGAUUAUGCAGUUGCAUUAUCGACGAUCCGACGGGCCCGGAAGCUGAACGUGCAGCAGUUCUUCUUGCAGUAUUGGCCAACACUCUCGGAAACACUUUAGCUUACAUGAGGCUCUAUGAAACUUCGGCUGAGACGAUGCCUCUCCGGUUGGAACAAGUUCGAAUCGAUCUUCGCAGAAUGUCCACAGAUUUGAUGAUGAACAGAAGUUCACAAUCAUUGAUGCAAACUAAAUCCCAGCACUUCAUGCAACUAGCGGUACCGGCAUUGUCGGCUUUACUUGUCGCAGAUUCAUCUGAGACUGCCAAGUCAGCUGCAGCGCUUUGUAUUGCUCUUCUGUGCCUACAGCGACCCAACAUUUGCAUCCCCCGGGCCGUCAUCGAGAGCAUCGUCAAGAUGCUUCACGCGUCAGACUGGGCGUUUGCGAAUGCAGCUGAGGCUCUGGCGGCCAUCGGGGGGUCGCGAUCGUUGGAGCGAGUUCUGCAUGACCAAGGAGUCGUAGAGACGCUCAUCCUCAAGAUCCGCACCGGGUCGAACGAGUGCAAGGCAAGUGCUGCUUCAGCACUUGAAUGCUUAGUCAGACGGCGUCGAUUCUUUCGAGAAUGCUGCAAGCGGGCGGGAGCCGUAGAAGUGCUUCAUGAGCUUGAGAGCAGCGGACAAGCUUCGGUCCGGGAAGCAGCCUCGUCAGCCCUGAUGUCGUUGAAUCAAUCCUUCUUGGACGACCUUCUAGCAGCCUGCUCUUCAACGGGAUACUUCUUCCUCGUCGUUUUCUGCUUCUUUGUGCAGCUCGGGGGAGUUCACGCGGUGAUCGACCUAAUCGAGAUCUUCUCGGAUAUUCUUCACGUCUUGUCUAAGAUCACAGCAGUCCGGAAACAGCUUCAUUCUCCUACCGCUGCUGCCAUUGUGUGGGAUUUCAUCGUGAAUGACCCUGUAG
Molecule: messenger RNA, 1213 nt
Organism: Guillardia theta CCMP2712
Lineage: Eukaryota; Cryptophyceae; Pyrenomonadales; Geminigeraceae
Exons: 4
Source: RefSeq, a predicted model, not a curated record